Messenger RNA from Tarenaya hassleriana, 1202 nucleotides. Its product is annotated as putative lipid-transfer protein DIR1. NCBI's taxonomy places the organism in Eukaryota, Viridiplantae, Streptophyta, Magnoliopsida, Brassicales, Cleomaceae. Gene Ontology annotation, molecular function: fatty acid binding. Gene Ontology annotation, biological process: systemic acquired resistance. The record is from RefSeq and is a predicted model, not a curated record. The transcript has 2 exons. Bases 723 to 1034 code for a protein of 103 amino acids.
ACAGACGACACGACGACGACCAAGACUAAAAAUCAUGUCACGAGGGGGGAGGAGUAAGCCGACAGCUAACAAAAACAGAGAGACAUGCGUAUGCAGUUUCACACGUCAAUGAUUGUCUACAGAAACGCCGCCAUAUAUUCCAAGGACCCGUGACUUUCCCUGCUUUGCCAUUUCGUUUCCUCUUUUUUUUUUUUAAAAAAAAAAUUGAAGUUUAAAAAAAAAUCUGUAUUAAAAAAAAAUGAAACAUUGAAUCGAGUCCUAACAGAAUUCAAAUCAAACUGAAACCCGACAUGACACCGAAGUAAAUGUAGUUUCUAAAGUAAACAUACAACCUUGAAAGAACAAAAAGGGGAGAAUUUUUGGAAGAGAGCCGCCGUAAAACACAGUAACUCCAAGAUGCGACCGUUUUGAGGAUCCAACAUCAGGGAGACAGACCACUAGUUCAACUGGUUUUGCUCCAAUAUUAUCAAACUGUAUUCCAUUAAAGAUUGGUAUUUCUUAUUUUUUUUUUUUAAUUCGAAAGUUCACCGUAAUUCCCAAGACUCGGGUCCUCCUCUCUUUCCUUGCAAUUCGAGAGAGAUUGCUUUUCCACCCAGAAAAGUCUCCAGAUACGUCCAUUUCUUAGACUUUCUCUCCAAGAAAAGUCUCUCUCUCUCUCCAUAUAAACAAGGAACCUAACCAGAAGCUGAAACUCAGCCAAGAAACGAGAGAGAGAGCAGAAGAUGAGUACCAGAGUUUUCUUGCAAUGUCUGGUCAUGGCGAUGGCUCUCACGGCCAUUGUUGUGGAAGAAGCUUACGGUAUUCCGAUAUGCAACAUCGAUACCAACGAUCUGGGGCAAUGCCGAGCGGCUGUUACUGGGAACCAGCCUCCUCCACCCACCGGCGAGUGCUGCGGAGUCAUCAAACGCUCUGACCUCUCAUGUCUCUGCAAGUACAAGUCUUAUCUCCCCGCCGUCGGGAUCGACCCUUCUAAAGCUACUACUCUCUUGUCUAAAUGCGGCAUCUCUAAUGCUCCUCCUGCGUGCUAUGCUUGAAGAAGUGAGCUGACUGCUUCCACAGGCUUGCCCUAUAUUAUGCUGUACUCGGAGUCCUGCAUUAUUCUAUGUAUCUGUACUAUCUUUCAGAAAUGUAUAACGAUAUUCGCUUUAUGGAUAUAGAAUAACUAUGCUUUAUACAUUAAGAAAGAUGAAAAAGUGCUGAUA